AUGUCCAAGGGCCCCCAGGAAGACUCGGACUGCGUGUGCUCCUACGGGAUGAAGCUAACCUGGGAUAUCAAUGACCCCAAACUGCCUCAGGAGCCAAAGCACUUGGAUGGCUUCCAGGAGUGGCCAGAUGGCUAUGUGCGAUUUAUCUACUCCGUCGAGGACAAGAACGCACAGCGGCAUCUCAGUGGCUGGGCCAUGCGCAACACCAAUAAUCACAACUGCCAGAUCCUCAAGAAGUCGUGCCUUGGAGUGGUGGUUUGUGCUAGGAACUGCAUGCUGCCAGAUGGUACCAGGCUGCAGCUCCGACCUGCUAUCUGUGACAAGGCACGCCAGAAGCAACAAAAGAAAGCCUGUCCAAACUGUAACUCAGCCCUAGAGAUAAUUCCUUGCCGGGGACACAGUGGCUAUCCAGUCACUAACUUUUGGAGGCUUGAUGGCAAGGCAAUAUUUUUCCAGGCCAAAGGAGUCCAUGACCACCCUAGACCAGAGAGUAAAUCAGAGACAGAGGCAAGAAGAAGUGCCAUUAAGAAACAAGUGUCCUCUUCUCACCUUUCCCAGAAAAAGAGGCUUAUAGACUCGGAGACAAGAAGGUAUCAUGAUAGCAGUGGUCAUUUCAACAACAUUCAUCAUUUGUCAUGCAUGGAAGGCCCAGAAAAAUUCAGUAUCAUUACAGACACCAGCUUCCCAAUUCCAACUCAGCCUCACCCUGCAUUUCAAAAUACAGAUCCUUACAAAGCUACUUAUGACUCAGCCAGCUUCCAAGGGGACAUGGCAUCACCAUUCCAAAAGUGUCCUAACCCAAGAAUCGUUCUACCUAGGCCUGGGGGCUAUGAAUUUGAAGUUCCUAAUUAUAUAAAUUCCAGCUCAUAUCCAACAUUUUACAAAGAUUUGGGAAAUACCCCAGUGAAUACAGACCCCCUUAGUUUGACUGGACUUCAGCAUAAUGGUAAUUCAUUGAAUGCCCACGAUAAACACUUUGAUAGUGGACAUCAUGGGCCAAAACAAAUUUUUGGGAAAACUAGUUAUGGAGAUAGGAGUGACUAUGGACAGAUUCAAGCAAAUGCUAAUCCCCCUUACUACAGUGGGGAGUAUCCUUGCAGGUAUGGUAGCAAUUCCUCUCCAGCUGCCACAGCUUUACAAACUGUUAUCACUACAACUACUAAAGUAUCCUACCAGGCCUACAAGCCCUCUGUGGUGAAGUACAGUGACAACAUGUGUGAUGUAAAAAAUCCUCAGAACUGUACCUAUACAGCAGAAAACAUUUCAGGAACUGUUUAUCCUGGGAUAAAGAUUCAAGAAGACUAUGGUGUGGUCAAACCAGCUUUGCUUUACCAGCAUGAUCCAGUUCCCACAAAGUCAGAACAAGUGGAGACUGUGGAUACAUAUCAGUAUGGGCCAAACCCAGGAAACAGUUGCUCUGAGCAUGAAGGACAGUCAUUCAGAUUUGAGAGUGGUGAAUACUAA
Gopherus evgoodei (Goodes thornscrub tortoise) is the source of this 1464-nucleotide messenger RNA. RefSeq names its product glial cells missing transcription factor 2 (gene GCM2). The transcript has 5 exons. Gene Ontology annotation, cellular component: nucleus. Gene Ontology annotation, biological process: regulation of transcription by RNA polymerase II; gliogenesis. Gene Ontology annotation, molecular function: DNA-binding transcription activator activity, RNA polymerase II-specific; RNA polymerase II cis-regulatory region sequence-specific DNA binding. The record is from RefSeq and is a predicted model, not a curated record. The coding region runs from base 1 to 1464 and encodes 487 amino acids. Lineage: Eukaryota; Metazoa; Chordata; Testudines; Testudinidae.